This is a messenger RNA of Diabrotica balteata, 845 nucleotides long. Lineage: Eukaryota; Metazoa; Arthropoda; Insecta; Coleoptera; Chrysomelidae. The record is from the annotation of a GenBank genome assembly.
UUUUGGUUGAUUACUGGUUGAUUACAGUGAUUUAUUAUGAUUAUAUUAUUGUUGUAACUUACUUAAACGUAUUACCUAUAUUCUUUGGUAUUAGUGGUAUUAGCCACGAUAUUUAUAUAGUCUGGUAACUAAAAACUGGAUAAUCGCAAGAAUGGCCAGAAACAGCAUUAAAAUUCUCCCGGGUGCAUUAGUUUGUGAAGAUUGCAAGUUAAGGGGUGAUAUAACCAUUGGUUCAGGGACUAUUAUUCAUCCUGGAGCUACUAUUAUUGCUGAAGCUGGGCCGAUUAUCAUUGGAGAUAACUGUCUCAUUGAGGAGCAAGUGAAAAUAGUUCACAGGAUACCCUUUGAUCAAAAAGACAAAGAGAACACUACACCAGUUCUUAUAAUUGGUCCUUUUAAUGUUUUUGAAGUAGACUGUACUGUAGAAUCUCCAAAAAUUGGCAGCAACAAUGUUUUUGAAUCCAAAUGCUUUGUUGGAAAUAAAGUAACUGUAUCAAAUGGUUGCACUAUAGGAGCAGGUUGUAGAAUUACAGAAGAACAAGUUCUUAAAGAUAAUAUAAUUAUUUAUGGUAAUAAUUGCCAUUUGAGGGAAGGACUGGACAAACCAGUUUUACAGACUUUGCAGAUGGAGACACUCGCUAAGAUGCUUCCAAAUUAUCAUCAUCUAAAAAAACCAAAUACAAAAGUUUGAGAAACAGAUAUCGCUAAUUAUUUUGAAUUAAUACCAACUGCUUGAUAUAUGGUUUAAAGAUAGCUACAUGUAAAGGAAUGAGUCAUGAUUAAUAUUAUGUAUAAAUUAUUCGUUUGUUUUUAUUAAUAUUUAUAAUAAAAAAUACCUAUACCCC